AUGGUAGAUAUUUCGGUGUUCUCCACAGUUAAGGAAAAUACCAAAUUUGAUAUUUCAUGCUAUGUCCUAGAUCGAAUCACAAAGAACAUGCCCCAUUACACGCUCAUUAGAGAAAAUAUUUCUAUACCUCCCUGUUGCAUGCUUGCUGAUCCCGAUUUCAACGUUCCUGGGCAAAUAGACAUACUUUUAGGCGCAGAUGUCUAUUAUUCAAUUGUUCAUGGAAUCCCCGCUCAAAUACCCCGAAAUUCUUUAUAUAUGGUAGAAACUCAUCUUGGCUACAUCAUAAGUGGACCGAUUCCCGUAGACGGUCUCAAUUAUUGCACCACUCUGUCCAGUUCAGCUAAGUCUCCCUGUAGAGCAGAAAACGCGUGCCAUUUAAUUCACGGUAGCAAUUUAGAGAAACUUUUUGAACGAUUCUGGUCUGUCGAACACGUUUCUGACCUUAAUAAAAGGACUUUGUCACCAGAGGAAUCUCUUGCUGAAGAAAUUUUCUCCACUUCAAUCACCCACUUGGAAAAUGGCUACUUGCAAGUCGACUUGCCCCUCAAAACCCCAAACGCGCACUUGCAGUUAGGAAUCUCGUACAAUCAAACAUUGAAACGGUUUGAAAACCUGGAAAAAAGAUUCGCUAAAAAUCCCAAUUUGCUCUCUAGAUACAAACAGUUUAUUGACGAAUAUAUUUCACUAGGCCACGGAAAAUAUGUGGCAUUAUCUCAAAAAAAUGAAUUGAAUGAAAAUAAAUAUUUUAUACCCCACCACUGUGUCAUUCGAGAAGAUAGUCUUACGACAAAAUUACGCGUAGUGUUUGAUGCAAGCAUGAAAUCUUCUAACGGCGUGUCCCUGAACAAUAUUAUGCUUAAAGGAUUUCCAGUGCAACCCGAUUUGUAUGACAUUCUUUGCCGAUUUCGGAGCUUUCCAUAUGUUUUUGUGGGAGAUAUUGAAAAGAUGUAUCGUCAAAUCAAAGUGAAUCCUACGCAAACAUUUUUGCAAAAUAUUUUGUGGCGAGAUCACCCAGCCGCCCCACUCAGGUGCAUAGAAUUGCAGACCGUCUCAUACGGCACGAAUAGUGCUCCCUAUCUUGCCACUAGAUCACUAAAUUAUCUCGCUGACACUCAUAAAGAACGCUAUCCACUUGCCGCCCAGAUUAUCCACAAUCAAUGUUAUGUUGAUGACAUUCUCUAUGGUUGUGACACGCUUACUGAACUCACUAAUACUUAUAGUGAAUUAACAAAGCUGCUUGGCACGGCUCAAUUUAAGUUACAUAAAUGCUCGUCAAACUCUAAUACAUUUAUUAAAGUUCUUCAGAACGCUUCCCCUCAAGACGUCUUCGAACUGAAAGAACACGGAUCUCCAAAUAGGGUCCUAGGAAUAUGUUGGAAUUCCAAGAGUGACUUAUUUUCAAUAUCGUUACCCAAACCAGGCCCCGAACUCCCCCCCACAAAGCGCAGAGUCUUAUCCACAAUCGCUCAAUUGUUCGACCCUCUUGGGCUAGUAGGUCCUAUCGUUGUCAGCGCAAAAAUUAUUAUGCAGCAAAUCUGGGUAUCAAAGAUUGAUUGGGAUCAAGAAUUGCCCAACGAUAUUUUGGUCAGGUGGUCGGAGUUUCAGCGGGAUAUGCCCAAUUUGUCAAAAUUGACCAUACCCCGGUAUUUGUUUCGCGAUCAGCAUUUUGUUCGAUUGGAGCUGCACGGAUUUGCCGAUGCAAGUCUUAAGAUUAAUUUCGUCAAAAAGCAGAGUGGCUCCACUAAAAACACUCAGUUUGCCAAGGUUGGAGCUAUGUGCAGCCCAUUUGCUGUCACUUCUAGUAGAAAGAAUUGUCUCAAUAUAUAA
Messenger RNA from Dendroctonus ponderosae (mountain pine beetle), 1827 nucleotides. RefSeq lists its product as uncharacterized. The record is from RefSeq and is a predicted model, not a curated record. NCBI's taxonomy places the organism in Eukaryota, Metazoa, Arthropoda, Insecta, Coleoptera, Curculionidae. The transcript is spliced from 2 exons. Bases 1 to 1827 code for a protein of 608 amino acids.